Molecule: messenger RNA, 135 nt
Organism: Anisakis simplex (herring worm)
Lineage: Eukaryota; Metazoa; Nematoda; Chromadorea; Rhabditida; Anisakidae
Source: the annotation of a GenBank genome assembly
AUGGCACGUGUGGUAUAUUCAAUAGUCAUCCAGCAGCACAACGGAGCAACCGAGCCGAUACCCUCACAAUCGAAUAACUACAUCGAAUGGCAACCGGCUGCCGCAUCUCCUCAUCAUUAUCAGAAGCCUGCACCA